AUGCUAACCCACGUCACUCUUCUCCACAAUAACAAUCCUACACACGUCUAUUCAUAUACACUUUCCUAUUACACGCCCGCUGCGAACUCAUCGCUCCAUGACCCCACACAAUUGAUCCUCGUGAGUUCGUGCGACUCAGUGCUCGGCCUCUCUGCAACUCUCACUGUGCCAUAUCUUCCCACACUCUUCGGCUGCACCCAUCUUUACUCAUCUAUACUCUACUUUCACGCCAUAUCUCCACUUCUACAUCUCUAUAGUGCCAUAUCUCCCACACUUACCUCUAGAUACUUAAGUGCAUAUCUCCCACUAACUCUUACCCACCUCUCAGUGCCAUCUCCCAUACUCUCGGUGCCAUCUCCACACUCUCUCGGUGCCAUCUCCACCUCUCGUCAUCUCCACACUCUCAGUGCCAUCUCCACACCUCAGUGCCAUCUCCCACUUCUCCAUCCCCACACUCUCAGUGCAUCUCCCAUCUCAGUGUCAUCCACACUCUCGGUGCCAUCUCCACACUCAUCGUGCACAUCUCCACACUCUCGGUUGCAAUCUGCCACACUCUCGGUGCCAUCUCCACACUCUCGUGCCAUCUCUCUCACAUCUCCCAACUUCGGUGCAUCUCCACACUCUCGGUGCCAUUCCCAUACCCUCAGUGUCAUCUCUCCCACUCUCAUGCCAUCUCCCACUCUCAGUGCAUCUCCAGUGCCAUCUCCACACUCUCAUGCCACUCUCAGUGCCAUCUCCCACUCUCAGUGCCAUCUACACACUCUCUGCAGUGUCCAUUCUCCACACUCUCGGUGCCAAUCCACACUCUCAGUGCCAUCUCCCACACUCUCGGUGCCAUCUCCCACAUCUCAGUGCAUCUCCACAUCUCGUGCCAUCUCCAAACUCUCAGUGUCAUCUCCCACACUCUCGUGCCAUCUCCCACCUCUCAGUGCCAUCUCCCACAUCUCAGUGUCAUCUCCCACACAUCUCCCACACUCUCAUGACAUCAGUUCUCCCACACUCUCAGUGCCAUCUCCCACACUCUCAAGUGCCAUCUCCACACUCUCAGUGGCCAUCUCCACAUCUCGGUGCCAUCUCCCCACUCUUCAGAUGAUCAUCUCCGCACACUCUCAGUGCCUCUCCCACACUCCUCGGUUGCCAAUCUCACACUCUAAAGUGUCAUCCUCACACACUCUUAGUGCCAUCUCCACACUUCUUUCAGUGGCAUCUUCCCCACAAUACUCGGUUGGCCAUCUCACAAAUCUCAGUGCCAUCUCCCCCAAAUCUCGGUGCCACGUCCACACUCUCUGUGCCAUCUCCCCACACUGCUCGGCUGGCCACUCCCAACACUCAUCCGGUGCAUUCUCCAACACUCUGGCCAUCCACACCUAUGCUACUCUCCGCACAUCUUCUUUUCUCGUGCCCAGUCUCCCACUCUCGGUGCCAUCUAACACACUACUCAGUGCCAUCUCCCACACUCUCGGUGCCAUCUCCCACACUUCUCGGUGCAUCUCCCACACAGUUGCGGUGCAUCUCCCAUCUCAUGCCAUUCUCCCACACUCUCAGUGCUCUCCACAGCUCUCAGUACCAUGCUCCCACACUCAUCAGUGCCAUCUCCCCGACCCUCAAGGUGCAUCUAUCCGACACUCAUCCAGUGCACCUCCACAGCUCGUCAGUGCCAUCUCCCACGCUCUCUGGUCGCCGAGUCUGCCACACACUUCAGUGCCAUCUCCCACAUCUUCAGUAGCCGAUCGUCCAGCCACACGCUCGAAGUGCCAUCUCCCACACACUCAGUGGGCCAUCUCGCCAACUCUCGGUGCCAAUCUUCCCACACACUGCCUGCAGUGCCAUCCUUCCCGCAUCUCUCGAGUGCCAUCCUCGCCACACUCUCGGUGCACCUCGCACACUCUCAGUGCCAUCUCCCAGGGCACUCGUCAGUGCCAUCUCUCCGCACAUCCAUAUGACACUCUCAGUGCCAUCUCUCCACUGCUCUGGUGCCACUCCACACUCUUCAGGUGCAUCUCCCCACUCUCGGUGCAUCUCCACACUCUCAGUGCCAGCUGCCCAAACACUCAGAUGCCAUCUCCCACACUGCGGCUCAAAGAUGCCAUCUCGCACACUCUCGGUGCCUUAUCUCCCACAAUCUCGGAGUGCAUCUCCACACACUCUCAGUGCAUUCUCAAUCUCUUCUCAGUGCCAGUCCAUCCCACAACUCAGUGCCGAUCUCCCUCGACUCUCGUGCAUCUCCCCUCACUCUCAGUGGGCCAUCUCCCAACUCUAGUGUGCCAUGCUCCCACACUGUCAGUGCCAUCUCCACACUCUCAGUGCCUUCUCCCACACUCUCAGUGCCAUCCUCCGCACGAACUUCUCAUCGUGCCAACUCAUCCACAGCUCUCAGGUGCAAUCUCCCCAGCUGCUCUGGUGCCAUCGCUCCCAUUCACGUCUCAUUGCCAUAGUCCCACACAUCUCAGUGCCUCACUCCCGCACACUCUCGGUGGCCAUCUCACACAUGCUCAGUGUCAUUCCCACACUACUGCAGUGGGCGACUCAUCAGCACUCUUCAAGUUGCAUCUCGCCGACUCACUUCUCAGUGCCACGUGCCCAUGA
This is a messenger RNA of Penaeus vannamei (Pacific white shrimp), 2586 nucleotides long. The record is from RefSeq and is a predicted model, not a curated record. NCBI's taxonomy places the organism in Eukaryota, Metazoa, Arthropoda, Malacostraca, Decapoda, Penaeidae.